Nasonia vitripennis (jewel wasp) is the source of this 2059-nucleotide messenger RNA. RefSeq names its product mitochondrial pyruvate carrier 2. Bases 1100 to 1465 code for a protein of 121 amino acids. The transcript has 4 exons. Gene Ontology annotation, molecular function: pyruvate transmembrane transporter activity. The record is from RefSeq and is a predicted model, not a curated record. Gene Ontology annotation, cellular component: mitochondrial inner membrane. NCBI's taxonomy places the organism in Eukaryota, Metazoa, Arthropoda, Insecta, Hymenoptera, Pteromalidae. Gene Ontology annotation, biological process: pyruvate import into mitochondria.
UUAAUUUAAAGUGUUUUAUAAUCUACUUGUAUAAUAAUCAAUCAUGUAUAUAAGUCCUAGCAAGGUGCGUGAAUUGUGAUAAGAGAAUUUCUGGUUGAGUAAAAACUGCAUUGCAAUAAUUCAAUCAAGGGAAAGUGUAAUAAUUAUUAUCAUUGCAUUUUAUAAACCAGAGUCUUUGAUGCCAAGCUAUCAAGCUCACUAUUUUUAGUAAAGUUUGAUACUAAAAUAUUAUAUUGUGUACUGUAUGAACAUUUUGUAAAUAAUUUUGUUAUGUAUACAUAAUAAUUUUUAUAAGGAAAAAUACAAUAAAAAAAUUCGUAUACACAAAUUUUGUGUUAUUGUUCACGUGCAUUCAACUUAUAACUUUUAUCCAACAAUUCUAUAUAUUGAGUAGGAAAUGACAAUAUACAUAUAGUAAAGCGGAAAAGCAGAUGACGCAUACAUAUUACGCUUCUGUGGUUUAUUAUUAGCAUUGGCAUGCCAAGGCAUUACAUAAAAACAUGAGACUUGGCAUGCUCCAAGACAUCUGUUUUCAGUCUCUAGGUCAUGGAGCAGACAACUACUAGAGGCCAAUGUCAGCCCAUUGCUACCUACAAUGUUAACUUGCUUUGGCAAAAAUUUAGUUGUUUUUUAUCAAAUAAAAAAAUUCUCUUGUUAAAUACAAAAACAAACAUUCUUUCAAUCAAAUAACUUUUUUCAAAAAUAAAAAUGAACCAUUAUUUUAAAUCGGCAACCAAGAAAUAUCUAACAAUCCUUCCCAGAAUCAAAACUCGUAAAACUCAAUGAAAACUGCAAACCGACACUCGACAGAGUAAUAGACCAAAUAAUAGAAGACCUCCGCACAUCGGCGCCGAGAGCAGCUAGUUCGCGCAUAUAUAGAUCGCUACAGCAGUUAUAGACGAACUCGAGAGAAAGAGGGAGAGGGAAAAUUCGUCGCGUCGCGCAUAUGAUCGAAAGUGGGGGAAACGGGAAAAGAACGACCGCACGCGCGGAUCAGCAGAUCGACGUCAGCCAGUCAACACCACCGCGUGGCUGGGCGCCUUCCUCUCGCUGUCCUUUUCUUUCUUUCUUUCCAAUUUAGUCCCAACGACUCCCAGCCAUGACUUCCGCCGUCUACAGGAACUCCAUGCAGGCCAUCGGCAAACUCGUCCCGGAGAAGCUUCAGCCUCUGUGGAAACAUCCAGCAGGUCCGCAGACUAUUUUCUUUUGGGCUCCGGCAUUCAAAUGGGGUCUUGUGUUAGCAGGAUUGGGAGAUCUGCAAAGGCCAGCAGACAAAAUUUCCAUUAGUCAGUCAUCUGCUCUUGGUCUGACUGGUGCUAUAUGGACAAGGUACUCCUUGGCCAUUACUCCAAAAAAUUGGAGUCUUUUCAGUGUCAACCUUUUCGUAGCAUUCACAGCCAUAUAUCAAGUGGCUAGAGCUAUCAAAUAUCAAUCUGAGCAAAAUAAACAAGCAGUACCCAAUUAAGAAUUCAAAGAUGAAACUAGAACAUUCCUGUGUUUGAAAGGCACACACUCUACUGUUGUUAGCAAUACUUCACAUCUUUUCUUGCCAAAUGAUAAAAAUCAUGGUCAAGUAGAAAUUAAAUACAUUCAGAUCUCAAGUCUGUAUAAAGAUGGAAGUAUUGGUGCUGGAUAAGUUUAUUGCAUAUUGGAAAUAUAUAUAUUCUAUUACUGUUGCCAUUUGAAGUUUGGCUGAUCUAUGGAAUAACUGUGAGCACAAUCUGUGCAUAAAUUUGAAGGAAAAAGAUCUAUAUAUCUAGUAAAUAUUGUGACCAAUGUAUGUUUAUUUAGAAAACUAUUUUGUAUUGUAAACACGAAAAGGCAGGUCCUUGCUCCAGAAUAUUUCUAUUUUUGUCAUAAUGCACUAAUCUUGAAAUGUAUCAAUGUAAUCUAUAAACCGAACAAAGCAAAGGACUUUAAACAAUGUACAGUGUAUAUAAUUAUUAUGAAUUAUAGUCAAAAUGUUCCCCUACUAUCAGCUCAGCUGAUCUUAGAGGGAUCAACAAUCAAUAAAUACUGCAUGUAUUUUUACGAGAGAAAAUUGUGCAAUUUUAAUAUA